AUGGAUAAUAAAACUUUGGAAGAAGAUAAGAUGCAUAAACGCUCAUUUGCUUCUGUUGUCUAUACAACAAUUAUCAUUAAAAAUUUUUUAAAAAAUAUUAAAAAAGAAAGUAAUAGUGAUAAAAUGUCAAAUUAUCAUAAUGAUUUGGUUUUUAAUGUUCAACCAUCUUGUUCACAAACUAUUUUUAUUGAUAAUAAACAAAAUAAUGUAAAUGAAGUUAUAAUUAAUGAUAAUAUAGAAAGAAAAGAUACUAAUCAACAAAUAGUAAGAAAUAUUAGUGACUUAAAAAUUGAUAUUCCUAUACAAACAAAUGAAAAAAAAUUAAUUUUUUUUAAAUUUUUAAAAAAAAUAUUUAAAUUAUCUUUUUAUAAAAAUUUACUUUUUGAAACAGUUAAUCGUUCUGGAGAUUUUUAUUAUUUUUGGACAUUAUUUGUUUCAAUAGCAUGUUUUUAUAAUUUAAUUUUAAUGGUAGUUUUUGUUUAUGAUAAUGUUUUUGGUGAAGUUUAUAAAAUUUGGAUUUAUGGAAAUAUUAUUUGUGAUAUAAUUUUUAUUAUAGAUAUUUUUAUUCAAUCAAAAAUAAGUUAUUUAGAAGAUGGUACAUAUGUAAAAAAUUGGAAAAGAAUUAUUAAAAAAUAUAUUUAUAGUAUAUCAUUUAUUUUAGAUAUUUUAGCUAUAAUACCUUUGGAUAUAUUUUUAAUUAUUAAAAAAGAAUUAACUUAUCUUCGUAUUAAUAGAUUAUUAAAAUGUUAUCGAUUUAAUGAAUAUGUUGAAAGAACUUCUAUGAGAACAGGUUAUCCUCAUGCUUUUAAAAUUUUUGUACUUAUAACAAUAUGUUUUAUAUUAUUUCAUUGGAAUGCAUCUGUAUAUUAUAUUAUUUCUGUAUUUGGUGGUACAAAUUCUGAAGAUAGAAAUGAUUGGGCAUAUACUGAUGUUAAAAAUGCAGAUCCUUUAUAUCCUACAUGUGAUAUAAAUAUUGAUGAUCAUAUAGGUGAUUGUGGAUUUAAUGAGAGUGAUCGUGAAGCAAAUUAUACACUUAAAAGAGAAACUUAUGUUGAUGAAAUGAUGGCAUAUUGGAAAGAUAAAAUGUAUAUUAGUAAAUAUUCUAAUUUUACUAAAGAAUAUUCAUUAUCAUUUUAUUGGAGUUCAUUAACAUUAACUACAUGUGGUCAACAACCAUAUCCUAAUGCAUGGCAAGAAAAUAUUCUUGAAGUUAUGGAUACUAUUAUUGGUGUUCUUGUUUUUGCUACAAUUGUUGGUUCAGUAGGUGCACUUGUAUCUACAGGUAAUAGAGAUAAAGCUGAAUAUCAAUAUUUAUUAGAUGGUAUUAAAUUUUAUAUGAAAUAUAGAAAUGUUGAACCAUUAUUUCAAAAACGUGUUAUACAAUUUAUAUCAUAUCUUUAUAAUGAAGGAGGAUUUACAGAUGAUAAUAAAACUCUUGAUUUUUUGCCAAAACGUCUUCAAGGACAAAUUGCUGUUAAUUUACAUAUGCAAACACUUAUUGGAGUUAAUUUAUUUAAAGAUAUGGAACCAGGACUUUUAUAUGCACUUGUUUUAAAACUUAAUCGUGUUAUGUAUGCACCAGAUGAUUUUUUAUGUAAUAUAGGUGAUCCAGCAAGAGAAAUGUUUAUACUUAAAAGAGGAAAACUUCAAACUGUUGAUAUAAAUGGUGUUGUUUUAGAAAUUCUUGAAGAAGGAUCAACAUUUGGUGAAACAUCAAUUAUUAAAUUACAUGGAAAAUUUAAUAAUGAUAAACAAAAAUUAGGUUUACAAUCAAUAGGAUAUAGUGAUGUAUAUAUUUUAAAAAGAGAUGAUGUUAUUAAAAUUUUACAAGAUUAUCCUAAAGAAAGAGAAAAUUUAUCAUAUAAAAUUAGACAACAUUUUGAAAAUAAUGUUGAAAAAAAUGAAAAAUUAGAUAUUUCUGAUUUAGGAACAACUCAUAGUAUAGAAGAACAAUUUGAAAUAAUGAAAAAAAUAAUUGAAGAAUUAGAUAAAGGAAUAACAGAAGCAUAUGAUAAAUUUGAUAUAUCAUCAUCUGCAAUAAAAAAAAAAGUAACAAGAGUAGAAGGAAUGUACAAGAAAAGUAGAUUCAAAAUUAAAGAAGCAUAUAAAAAUAGUCUUCAAUCAAGGUUUUGA
Molecule: messenger RNA, 2133 nt
Organism: Strongyloides ratti
Lineage: Eukaryota; Metazoa; Nematoda; Chromadorea; Rhabditida; Strongyloididae
Product: Cyclic nucleotide-gated olfactory channel
Exons: 2
Coding region: 1-2133 (710 amino acids)
Biological process (GO): monoatomic cation transmembrane transport
Cellular component (GO): intracellular cyclic nucleotide activated cation channel complex; plasma membrane
Molecular function (GO): cGMP binding; protein-containing complex binding; intracellularly cAMP-activated cation channel activity
Source: RefSeq, a predicted model, not a curated record